ACAAUGGGAAUUUUGUUAAAAAACAAAAAAGUGGAGAGAGAGAAGCCGAUUAGACUGGAAAUGGAGAGUUUGGGUUCUUUUCAAGAAUUCAAUAAAGAAACACGAACACUGUGAUUUUUUCUUUGAAGAGCUCUUCCUCAUCACUUAAAAAGAAUCCGUAAAUGGCUCUUGUAAAUAAUGCCAAGGAUCACUGGGCAUUUCUGGAAGAAAUUGAAGCACCAAUGUGGGUGGAUUUCACUGUAGAAGAAAAGUUUAACUACCAAGAUGUAGAUGAUAAGUGGUUUCAUACUAGCCAUCCGUUCCACCAGUGUACUUCUCGCCAGUUAAAAGUUGCGUUUGCUCAUUCUAGUGAGAGGAGUAUGUCUUCAGAUUUUGAGUUUAAGGGAUCAUCUUCCCCGAAUAUUCCAUCUUCUGUCUCAAGAUCAAGGGGAAAACAUUAUGCAGGCAAGAAAUGGGGAGGAGGUGAAUGUGAUCUCUCAAUGACUAAGAAGCAUCCAGUUAAGGUGUUAAAUGAUAAGUCUUCAAGGGUGAAUUCAGAAUCCAGUGAUGAAAUAAAACCCAAACUAAGCUUUGCAAAUUCUAAAGGAACUUCUAGGUCAAAAUUAAGUACGGUUUCUGGGAAGAGCUUCACUGGAAUUGCUAAGGAAACUGAUUUAAAAGCUAAAUCUGGUCAAGGUGGUAGUGAAAGUAGUUCGAAUUCUGGGAUGGCUAUGGUAAGUGAUAGCAAUACAAGUACUGUUACAUUUGGGAGUGGUCAUCAAGCACGGCAAGGGAACAUGGAAGUAUUAAGUCGAGGAUUUGAUCACACAAGUGGGCUUCUGUCAGCUGUGAGGAAUGGUCUUAGGAAAAGCUUUGUUACAAGAAAAGCAUCAAGGGUGGAUAAACAAUUAAGAGAUCGCAAGUCUUCAUCCAGCAAAUCUAGUGUUGGAUCGUCUUUGAACAAUGGUUAUGAUGUCAAGAGCUCGACACUUACAUUGAUGAGGAAGAAAGAACAAACUCCAGAUAGCAGAAAUGUGGCAAGGAUGACUGAAGCAGCAAGGAAGAAAACAAAAGAUUCUAACAUGUCCAAGACUUCUGAUGUUCGAGUGAAGGAGAAGGUCUUUAAUUCUAGAAAGGGAGCUAUAAGUAAUGUCUCAAAAUCAGCUCCCCAAGAAGCUCUGAAAUCAGAGGUUCAGAAGCAGACCCUCCGUGUAACAGCAUUGGCCGAACACAGAGGAAACAAGCAACGCUCGUUACCUGGUACUGCAAAAUCUAGGGAGAAGGUAAGAGUUAGUAGGCUUAACAAAAUGGUUGCCCCUGGGAAAGAGAAUGUGACAGGAAAAAUGUCCUUGAGCCAAAACUGCAGCAGCAGAGGGACCAAACUGAAUGUGCCACAAAAGGGUGACAAAACGGUGUUACUUUGACGAAAGGUACAAUUUGUUGAUCAUCAAUUUUCUGUCCUCAACUUUGAUUUUUCCCCCCUGAAAAUUGCAUAGGCGUCUACGGACAUAUGAGGUUCUUCAGCAAUUUAUGAGGACAAAAGUUCAAUAUUAGACAACCCAUUAAAAGAGGUCUGAAAUACAUUCUGGUAAUGAGAAUUUUACGGGAGCUUCCCUGUUAUGUAAAGCAUCUUGAUUUAUUUGUAAAAGCCUUUUUUCUUAUACUCCAUGGUAGCAGUCUGAUGCUCUCUCCUCUAAAGGUGUCCUUGGAUUUCAAGCACAAGUAGGGAAGAAUACGAAGUUCUGAAUUGUAUGCUAGGUUUGGACUGAUAAUUGUGUACGAUGUGGAGUUUUUCAUUGUUUCUUAAAACUUGCAAUCUAAUUAAAUUUUUUAAUUUAUUAUUAGGGGGUAAUUGUUGCUUGCAUAGGUAGUGCCAGUGUCCAAUUUUAGCUUGCGAAGUUAGUUGCCAGUGUCACUGGCAGGUAUGAGAAUGGUGCUGGACAUCAUUCUUUUAUUCCUUUUCCUCCUCUAACCCCUCAUGACCUUUUAUUCCAAUAACACUUGAGGUUGGCAGCACCUUAAGCUGCUCAUGAAUUUGGUAACAAUUGAAAAUCAAAAUUUACUCAUUCAGCUGUAAAUUCCAAUCGUAUGCUUUGAAUUUGUUGACGGAAUUUCUUUCUCAGGGAGGAAUUCUUAUUGGAAUUGCAUGCAGAGCUUUUAGUCCUUAAGUUCUAUUUCGCAAGCGGUAAGUGUCUUUCUUUCUGAAUGGGAAUGGAAUGUCUUUAAACAAGAACCGAUGCAACAUCGGUUUGAUGAUGUCUCUGUUGGAUGGGUGUCAUUUUCGUGGCUCUCUUUUGAUUAUUAUUUUUUUGGUACUAUAUGCAAUAGUUUUAUACAAUCUGAUUUUUCAACAAACUAUCUAGCAGGGAAAAAUCAGUAGCCCAGGCAACGGGAAGCAUCCAACAAAUGCGAUUGGAGGGUCUACGUUCGAUAAACAAGCAUUGCAGGACAGUUUUUGUUUGUACAUAAAUUGCCAACGCAGUCUCAUUAACAUAGAAACGUGGAAUUUCAUUCAAGCUUACCAGAUUCAGAGGCAAAUUACCAGAUUCAGAGGCAAAUUUUGUUAUCAUGCCUUUUCUACUGACCAUGCCUGCGGCUUUCUUUCGUACAAGUGCUCUUUUAUCUCAGGCUUUGCUAUUCGAGCACAUACGAAUUGGUGGUCUCUCUUCCUUGCUUCAAUUUCAACUAACAAGCAUGGAAAUUAUUGGUCAUGUUGACAAUGUGAUAUCCAGUUUUGACACCUGCGUCAAUCAAAUUGAUUUUUAUUAAA
Molecule: messenger RNA, 2749 nt
Organism: Populus euphratica (Euphrates poplar)
Lineage: Eukaryota; Viridiplantae; Streptophyta; Magnoliopsida; Malpighiales; Salicaceae
Exons: 5
Coding region: 162-1403 (413 amino acids)
Source: RefSeq, a predicted model, not a curated record